This is a messenger RNA of Aspergillus ruber CBS 135680, 2508 nucleotides long. RefSeq names its product putative nuclear RNA binding protein. The coding region runs from base 1 to 2508 and encodes 835 amino acids. The transcript is spliced from 2 exons. Lineage: Eukaryota; Fungi; Ascomycota; Eurotiomycetes; Eurotiales; Aspergillaceae. The record is from RefSeq and is a predicted model, not a curated record.
AUGGUUGAGACCCCCUGCCUCGAGGUAAAUCUCGAUCUCGGCCCCCUCCACGCCGACCACCAACUCCAAGAAGCCCUCCACCUCAACGCCAGCCGCGACGACCUAGCAACCGCGCCCUCCGCAGGUCGCAAACACUCCCGCUCGAGUUCAAACAUCAGCAGCAACAGUCUGGAUUCGAGCGGCUCAGAUGUCUCUGGGAAGUAUGACGAUGCGGAUGAAGUCGAGUACUACAAUGUUGAUAAGGAGGGUGUGAAUGGUUCGCCGCAUUCCCCGAAGAGACGCCGGUCGAAUGAUUGGCCCGAGGAGUCUCGUGGACAAGCGCAUGAACAGGACAAGGGACGAGAAGAAGUCAAGAAAUACCACGAGAGCGCGAGUAGUUUUGGGCGAAGAUGGAGGCAUCGCAUGACUGGUUCUCCUCGUAUAACUGCUACAGCCUCGAACUCGAACUCGACAAAGAGUCCCAAGAGCCCUGCGCCCCGUGGUCGGCGAUCACGUUUCAUAGAGGGUACUAUGAACGAUAGCGUCAGUGAAAAGCCACCCAGUAUUUAUCUUCGCGAGGAUUUGUAUGCGCAGGAGCAUCAGCAGUACCCCCAGCAACAGAACUUUCAACACGAAAGGGGCUCUGGUGGUGCGAGUAACCACAGCCAUAAAUCUUCGGGAAUUUUUCGAUUUGGGAAGGCGAUUGCCUCUGCAUUCAAUCCAUUUGGUGGAUGGGCGGGGGUUUGGAAGGGGGAUACUUCUGAUUCUGGUUCUGGUUCCGGGUCUGCGUCUACAGAUGAAAAUUACAACUACAACCAACAGCAAGAGGAUGACAUCGCGCGCGUGCACAGGGCCUACGAGGAGCUGAAAAAGUCCGGCUUCAAAGGAACCGUCAAGGGCGCGUAUAUGCAAGAUGCGCAGUCCUCGAAUGCACUCCCCGAGCAGGCGUGGAAAUCCAUCCAGGCAAAAAUGGACACCAACUACAAGCCCUCUACACCUGGACGUCACGCGCGACAGAUAUCUGGAGAGAGCCAGGACUCGACAAUUGGGGGAUCGAUCAGGACAUCGUUGGAUCUGCGAAGCUCGUUGGAUUUUCGGGGCGCGUUGGAUCUUCGCAGGGCCAAGUCAUCACUUGGUAUCUCUUCGUUGGUUAAGCAGCAAGAACCUGGUACUCCGGAAGUGCGAAAACAGAAGUCCCGGAAGGAUCUAUUGAAACAGGCGAAGUUGUUGAAGAAGGUUAGCAAUCUGGAGGAUAAGCUUGAGCGCACUAGACGUGAGCUUCGCGAGUUGCAGAGUUCUCAAGAAAAAGUACCGAAAAUACCAAAAGAAUAUGAACAGGGACAAACCCAGAGACAGCGACAUGAGGGACAGCCACCACCACAGCCACAGCAACAGCAGGAGGAGCCCGAACACGUACAAGCGCAGGAACCGGUCCCGCUGUCAGUGUCGGAACAAGCCAUGUCUUUCGAGCAACCCUUUUAUCCCAAGACAUUCGUUCCUGGCACUCUUUCCACCCUUCCAUCGGAGAGGACUUUGGAGAAUCAAGCGGAGGCUGAAGAUAAAAAACGUUCCCAUGCAACUGAUACCACUGAGACUACUGCUGCUGGUGAACCAUUGCAGUCGCUUUCACCAAAUAUCACCCAUGAAGCGAAUAUAACCACGCCCAAAAAGGAGAUGAAAGAGCAAUCGAUUCUAUCUGCGACGACCGACAGCCCAUCUCUAAAACGCAAAUCGCCCGAUCCAGAGUCCCUAGAGGCACCCAAAGCUCUCGACUCGAACCAAGGCACCAACAUCGUUUUCGAGAAAGGAACUCCCUCCACAAGUACCACACCCACCAAAUCAAACAGUACCCGCCGUCGCUCCAAACUCCAAAAAAUGGGUAAAAGCGACAGCCCCGGCUCCGUCGAACGCAGAAAAUCUCAAUCCAGCACUCCUGGAUCAAUCACACGACGUAAACCGCGCUACCUCAACCCUACUAGUCCAAGAUCUUCCCCGUCAGCGAGAAGAAGAUCCAGAUCGAUUUCUAUAUCUACCACUGCAUCGCCUAGGAAGGCACAGGCGCGUCUGAAGACAAAAAAGGGAUUCUACGAUCUUGCAUCUGCUUCUGCUACCGCUCUGCCUCACACUGAUAAGGAUGUCGGUAUGGAUAUUGACGUGGAUUCGGAUGCAGAUACCGAUAUUAUGGACUACGAUAUGGAUUCCGCGCAGCAACAGCAAAACUCGUUUUAUCUGCAUGGUGAACAGCAUAUUCACCAUGACAACAGCGCAAACUCAACACCAACCCGCACACCCAGUCGCAAAUAUUACGAUUUCGAAUAUAUUCCUCCCGUCCCACCGCUCCCGAAGGACCUCGCUGCUACCGCUGCGAGAGCUGACCAGCGGCUAGCUAAAGAGUUUGUGAGGAGGAAGAGUGCCGGGACGACUGCUGUGCAUGGUAGUGCCCAGCAGAGUCGCUUGCAUACGAAGCAGCAGGUGGAGGUGCAGGUACCUAUGAAAGAUGAUUUUGAGUGGCCUGAGGAUAUCUUCUAA